AGAGAGAGUGGCCGGAAACGAGGAAGAUGGCGAUGCGGUCCCUGCUCCGCAAAGGCCCCGCCCUCGCCCGCGCUCUCGGGUCGCCGGCGUCCCACGCGCCUUCGCCGACGCCGACGCUCCGUCCCAGAUCCCCGACGUUCCAGGCGGUGCAACCGGCGGCGGGGUCUCGAUCCCUGUCGCAGGGUCAAGGCGCAGCGGCGGGGCCCCAAGCAGUCUACGCUGUAGAAUUGCUGCGGGAGAAAUCAGAUCGUGCGCAUGCAGAGUUCGAGAGGAACAUGAAGGUGAUACAGCAGCAAAUGGAUGAGCAGUGGAGGCUUGAGGUUGAGUUCUGGGCAAAGCUUCGCGGGGAGCUGCACACGAUUGAGAAGACCUGCAAUGUUCUGAUGUUCCUGUGUGCGUCUACAGCCAUCCUGUCGCUGACCAAUGCGAUGUAGUGGAGUAUGUGAGCGUGUGAGGCUUAAACCAAUGAUGUUGAAGGAGCCUAGUAUGGAGUAAUAUUUAUGUGCAAUAUCAUGCAUGUGCUAGAUUCUAGGGUUUUAAUGAGCUAUAUGCCGGAUCUGUUUAUCGGGAUGAACACUGGAUGU
Messenger RNA from Lolium rigidum, 584 nucleotides. RefSeq lists its product as uncharacterized. Bases 27 to 434 code for a protein of 135 amino acids. The transcript has 3 exons. Lineage: Eukaryota; Viridiplantae; Streptophyta; Magnoliopsida; Poales; Poaceae. The record is from RefSeq and is a predicted model, not a curated record.